Messenger RNA from Puccinia triticina, 2721 nucleotides. RefSeq lists its product as uncharacterized. The record is from RefSeq and is a predicted model, not a curated record. The transcript is spliced from 22 exons. The coding region runs from base 1 to 2721 and encodes 906 amino acids. Lineage: Eukaryota; Fungi; Basidiomycota; Pucciniomycetes; Pucciniales; Pucciniaceae.
AUGAGUUCCAAACCGCAGCUCCGUAUAAGCAUCCAAGGCUUACAAAACCAGCCGAAAGCGAAUAAUCGCCGAUGGAUUUGGCUGUUCUUCGUUUUCGGUGCUUGGAUGGUCUUACUGUUUGGCUCUAUCAAUUACUAUCACCAUGCGCUCGGGUCGCAUGUUUCUAACCAUAUGAAGGCUGGCAGCAUUUUCGAGAGCCGCGCUCCUGAACACUUUGCUAACGACUUGACAGCCAUGGUCACAUCUGCUUUCAAGCUUUCCAAACGGUCGCCUCAACGUGGUACAGAUCUAAAACCCCCAAAAGGCCAAAAGUUAACUCCGAUAGUUGGAAAGGGACCCAUCACCCCCAUUCGGAACGUAGUUCCCAAAGCUCCUUUAGCUCUGAAGCAAGUCCCCAAUGUUAUAUUCGCAGAGGAGGAGGAAGAGGAAUUCGAAAUCGAGAUUGUGAGGGCUGCAGCAAAUCGGAACGUAAUUCCUAAAGUUUCUCCACGUCCAGCAAAACUCUCCGACAUUAUAGUAACCCAGUUGCAAGAGGAGGAGGAGGAGCUUAUUGUGACACUGAAUAUCACUAAUACUACAACAAUUGUGGGCAAUAAAACUCCUCAACCAAAGAUAAACCCUACACCAGUGAAUUUAGGCAGAACAGCUGUUGGUAAGGAUACCACCACUAUUGUCACCCUCAGAGAGGACAGAGGGAAUACUACUCAAACUGGUGCUGACCUUACACGUACAACAAAAAUUGAUGUUAAUUCCUCAACCCAGACUAUAAAUCCUGUAGGAGGAGGUGAUCCAAGCCUUCUUUCUCAGCCCCUUCCUGCCCCACAACCCCAGAUGGCCCCGCAACCCCAGGCUGCCCUGCAACCUCCGCAGCCACAAACAUUACCACAACCACAACCAGCCGUGGACCCCCAGCCUGUUCCGCAGCCACAACCAGCCGUGGAACCCCAGCCUCAACCAUUACCACCACCACAACCAGCCACACAACCGCCACCAACUGCUGCAACUCUUGAUGCCAGUAUUGGUGGGAAUACAUCAUUGGGUAUUGGUACUGGUGGUGCAACAUUGGAUUCAACCGUGUCACUUGGGGGUGCUACAAACACUGGGAUAACCCCGGGAAGCAAUGCUCUGACCCCUGGAGGAACUAAUCCAGCAGGAACAGCUUUGGGUUCAACUGAUAACUUGGGAGCUCCAAACCCCGGGGGUGGUAUCACCUCACCUGUGGGCGUAAAUCCUGCAGCAGGUGCUGCUGCUUUGGGUACCGCUGAUCUGGCAACUCCAAACCCUAUCCCAAUUACUGGUGGCCCAGCUUCAACUGAUGCUUUGGGGACAAAUCCUACUGGAAACACUACCUUGAAUCCUCUUACUGACCCUGGGAGUACCAAACCAAAUCCCACUGCAGCCUCGCUGGGUGCAGCUGAUAAUUUGGGAAGCGCUACCCCCACACCAGGAGGUGGAGUUCCAAAUCCAACAGGGGGAAACCCAACUCCCAAUCCAAUUGAUACAACUGGGAAUCUUCCCCCCCCUAAUCCAGGUCCAAACAACACUAUCCCCGUCCCAAAUCCAACCCCAAUAGUCCCUGUGAGGUCUUUUGUCAAUGUAGAUAAUGGGAUGAGAUUUGGAUUUUCUGAAACAAUUACAAUGAGAUUGGCUCAGAAUCAAGCAACAUUCCAAGUUACUGACCGAAUAACCAGCGGGGCCUUCAAACGUAUGCCAACAGUAACAGUCACUCCUAAUGGAAGACCAAUUGAGGCUUUUUCCAGUGGGAUCUUGCUUUCCUCACGAUUUCCGCCUGUGGGAGCUCCCACCCAACCCAUAAAGCCAGCUGACUUGAAGCCCCCAGCAAACCUUCCACAAACACCACCAGUGAAACUGCAAGAGCUGCCUAAAACACCACCCAAAACAGUCAAGCUUCAAGAUUUACCACUUCCUAAAACACCACCUAAGACAACAGCAGUGACACUGCUAGAGUUCCCAAUACCUAAAACACCACCUAAAACCCCCCCUAAAACCCCACCAGUGACACUGCAAGAAUUACCUAAAACACUGCCCAAAACAGUCAAGCUUCAAGGGGUACCAAUUCCAAAAACACCACCUAAAACACCACCCAAAACGCUGCCAGUGACACUUCAAGAGUUACCCCUGCCAAAAACACCCCCAACUGAUGUGCAAAAAUCAAUCAAGCUCCCAGUUAAGCCCCUUCCCAAUCCAAAUGAUCUGACAAGCUCACUUAAACUGCAAGAAAUCCCAAAGACACCUGUUCAAGACAUCAAACCCAAACCAACUCCUGAAAAGCCACUACCGGCAGGUGAGCCCAAGCCAGACCCUAAACCAUCUCCAGACCCCAAACCCAACCCCAAGCCCUCUCCAGGGCCUAAGCCAUCUCCAGACCCCAAACCCGACCCCAAGCCCUCUCCAGGGCCUAAACCAUCUCCAGACCCCAAACCCGACCCCAAGCCCUCUCCAGGGCCUAAACCAUCUCCAGACCGCAAACCCGACCCCAAGCCCUCUCCAGGGCCUAAACCAUCUCCAGACCCCAAACCCGACCCCAAGCCCUCUCCAGGGCCUAAACCAUCUCCAGACCCCAAACCCAACCCCAAGCCCUCUCCAGGGCCUAAACCAUCUCCAGACCGCAAACCCGACCCCAAGCCCUCUCCAGGGCCUAAACCAUCUCCAGACCCCAAGCCCUCUCCAGAGCCUAAACCCAAGCCAGACCCUGAAUAA